This is a messenger RNA of Peromyscus californicus insignis, 15915 nucleotides long. It is a transcript of the gene Muc2, whose product is annotated as mucin 2, oligomeric mucus/gel-forming. The transcript is spliced from 48 exons. Gene Ontology annotation, cellular component: extracellular matrix. The coding region runs from base 878 to 15760 and encodes 4960 amino acids. Gene Ontology annotation, molecular function: protein binding. NCBI's taxonomy places the organism in Eukaryota, Metazoa, Chordata, Mammalia, Rodentia, Cricetidae. The record is from RefSeq and is a predicted model, not a curated record.
UUAGCCUCAGGAGACUCUGCAGGAACAGGACCUGCUGGGUUUGGGGCUCACCUCUCUGCUUAGACCCCAUUCUCACGGAGUGGCCACUCCAGGCCUCCAGCUACUUCCUCUUGCAUCAGGGGACAUGAUUCCAAUAAGAGUGGUUGCCUGGGCUGAGGGCUGCCCAAGUUCUAAUUACAUGUAAUUCCAGAGACUGGCAGAGCCUGGGAAAACAAGGGGAUUAGAGUGGACUUAGCUGGGCUCUGUAGGUACAGCAGACUCCACAGAAACAGGUGGCCCCCGGGGCCCCCACUGCUCCUUGCCUUCUGGAGGUGGAUCACGAACUGGGGUCAGAUGCCCCCUCCCAAACUUGUCUCCCCCAGGUGACAUGAACUGAGGUGUUUCAGGAGUCAGAGUUGUCUCAGCCCACACGGCUCAUGGAGAAAUAGAAUGGAGAAGUUGGCAGACACCCGGAAGCUCCUUCUUUUACCUGGACGUGUUGGAGGUUGCUGGGCUGGGCCUGGGGGCAUUUAGAGGGGUAUGGCAGAGCUCAAUGGGGACCUCCUGCCUCUCCCAACCUGAGAUUGGCCUGGCUUGUAACUUGAAGGAAUGGAGUUCACCUGGGGUGUGUGCUGGCAUUGGGAUAAUUGGGGCUGCGACAUCCUGAGGAAGGCCAAGUUUACCCAGGGAGUCAUAUAAAGAUAAACUCAGAUAACCUGAAUCAAUAUUUCCUCACUGGGACCCAUGGAGCCCCUACAGCUGUUUUCCUGAUAACUCGGCAAAUGCCCCACCCACCCUUUGCACCUCCCUUGUCCUCCCGCCCUCAGAUGCCUGCUAGGCAUAUAAGUCCUGGACCCCUGCCCUGGGAUGCUCUCCUGUGCCACCCUCCUGAGCCACCAUGGGGCUGCCACUAGCUCACCUGGUGGCUGUGUGCCUAGUCCUGGCCUUAGCCAGGGCCUCGGAGCUCCAAAGAGAAGCCAGAACCCGAAACCAUGUCUGCAGCACCUGGGGCGACUUCCACUACAAAACCUUUGACGGUGAUGUCUUUCGAUUCCCUGGCCUCUGUGAUUACAACUUUGCUUCUGACUGUCGAGACUCCUACAAGGAAUUUGCUGUGCACCUGAAGCGGGGCUUGGACCAGGCUGGGGGUCACCCCCGGGUAGAGUCCAUCCUAAUUACCAUUAAGGACGACACCAUCUACCUCACCCACAAGCUGGCAGUGGUGAAUGGGGCCAUGGUCAGCACCCCGCACUACAGCUCCGGGCUCCUCAUUGAGAAGAAUGAUGCCUACACCAAGAUCUACUCCCGUGCUGGCCUCUCCCUCAUGUGGAACCGGGAAGAUGCACUCAUGCUAGAGCUGGACAGCCGGUUCCAGAACCACACCUGUGGCCUCUGUGGGGACUUCAAUGGCAUGCAAACCUAUAAUGAGUUCCUCAGUGAAGGCAUACAAUACAGUGCCAUUGAGUUUGGGAACAUGCAGAAGAUCAACAAGCCUGAGGUUGAAUGUGAGGACCCCGCGGUGGUGCAAGAGCCAGAGUCCUGCUCUGAGCAUCGAGCUGAGUGUGAGAGGCUGCUGACCUCCACAGCCUUCGAGGACUGCCAGGCCCGGGUGCCCGUGGAGUUGUAUGUGCGCGCCUGCAUGCAGGACCGCUGCCGGUGUCCUCAGGGUGGUGCCUGCGAGUGCAGCACCCUUGCUGAGUUCUCCCGCCAGUGCUCCCACGCAGGUGGCCGACCUGAGAACUGGAGGACUGCCUCACUCUGCCCCAAGAAGUGCCCUGGUAACAUGGUGUACUUGGAGAGCAGCUCUCCCUGCGUGGAUACCUGCUCACAUCUGGAGGUCAGCAGCUUGUGUGAGGAACACUACAUGGAUGGCUGUUUCUGCCCAGAAGGCACUGUAUAUGAUGACAUCACGGGCAGUGGCUGUGUCCCUGUGAGCCAGUGCCACUGCAAGCUGCAUGGGCACCUCUAUAUGCCAGGCCAGGAGAUUACCAAUGACUGUGAGCAGUGUGUCUGCAAUGCUGGUCGCUGGGUGUGUGAAGACCUGCCUUGCCCUGAGACCUGUGCCCUGGAAGGUGGCUCCCACAUCACCACCUUUGAUGGAAAAAAGUUUACCUUUCACGGGGACUGCUACUAUGUCCUGACCAAGGGCAGCCACAAUGACUCCUAUGCCCUCCUGGGUGAGCUGGCCCCCUGCGGCUCUACAGACAAGCAGACCUGCCUGAAGACUGUGGUACUGCUGACUGACAACAAGAAGAACGUGGUGGCCUUCAAAUCAGGUGGCAGCGUGUUACUCAAUGAGCUGGAGGUGACCCUGCCCCAUGUGGCAGCGAGCUUCUCCAUCUUCCAACCCUCCUCCUACCACAUUGUUGUGAACACGGUGUUCGGGCUGCGGCUGCAGGUUCAGCUGGUCCCAGUCAUGCAGCUUUUUGUGACUCUGGACCAGGCUGCCCAGGGACAGGUGCAGGGUCUCUGUGGGAACUUCAACGGCCUGGAAAGUGAUGACUUCAUGACGUCUGGUGGGCUGGUGGAGGCCACGGGUGCCGGCUUCGCCAACACCUGGAAGGCCCAAUCAAGCUGCCAUGACAAGCUAGACUGGCUAGAUGACCCCUGUUCCCUCAACAUUGAGAGCGCCAAUUAUGCUGAACACUGGUGUUCCCUGCUGAAGAGGUCGGAGACGCCUUUUGCCAGGUGCCACUUGGCUGUGGAUCCCACUGAAUACUACAAGAGGUGCAAAUAUGACACGUGCAACUGUCAGAACAACGAGGACUGCAUGUGUGCGGCUCUGUCUUCCUACGCCCGUGCCUGUGCUGCCAAGGGUGUCAUGCUGUGGGGCUGGCGCGAGCGCGUCUGCAACAAAGACGUGCAUGCUUGCCCCAGCUCACAGAUCUUCCUGUACAACCUGACCACUUGCCAGCAGACCUGCCGCUCACUCUCAGAGGGUGACACCCACUGCCUCAAGGGAUUUGCACCUGUGGAAGGUUGUGGCUGCCCUGACCAUACCUUCAUGGAUGAGAAGGGCCGCUGUGUGCCCUUGGCUAAGUGUUCCUGCUAUCACCACGGUCUUUACCUGGAGGCAGGAGAUGUGAUCCUGAGGCAAGAGGAGCGUUGCAUUUGCCGGAACGGGAGGCUGCAAUGCACCCAGGUCAAACUGAUUGGCCACAGCUGUGAGGCGCCCAAAAUCCUUGUGGAUUGCAACAAUGUGACUGCUCUGGCCACCCGGAAUCCCCGCCCCACCAGCUGCCAGACACUGGUGGCUGGUUAUUACCAUACAGAGUGCAUCAGUGGCUGUGUGUGUCCCGAUGGGCUGCUGGAUGAUGGCCGUGGUGGCUGUGUGAAGGAGGAGGAGUGUCCUUGCAUCCAUAACAAAGACCUAUACAACCCUGGGGCUAGCAUCAAGCUGGACUGUAACAACACCUGUACUUGCCAGAAAGGACGCUGGGAGUGCACCCGGUAUGCAUGCCACAGCACCUGCUCUAUCUAUGGCAGCGGCCACUACAUCACCUUCGAUGGAAAGCACUAUGACUUUGAUGGACACUGCUCCUAUGUGGCUGUCCAGGACUACUGUGGCCAGAACUCUACUGGCUCCUUCAGCAUUAUCACGGAGAAUGUCCCCUGCGGCACCACAGGUGUUACCUGCUCCAAGGCCAUAAAGAUCUUUAUAGGGGGAACGGAGCUGAAGUUGGUGGAUAAACAUCGCGUCAUAAAGCAGUUGGAGGAGGGGCACCAUGUGCCCUUCAUCACACGGGAAGUGGGCCUGUACCUGGUGGUGGAGGCCAGCUCUGGCAUUAUCGUUAUCUGGGACAAGAGGACCACCAUCUUCAUCAAACUGGCCCCUUCUUACAAGGGCACUGUAUGUGGUCUGUGUGGGAACUUUGAUGACCAGACCAAAAAUGACUUCACCACUCGGGACCACAUGGUGGUGACCAGUGAGCUGGACUUUGGGAAUAGUUGGAAGGAAGCUUCCACGUGCCCAGAUGUGACCCACACUCCAGACCCUUGCAGCCUGAACCCACAUCGUCGCUCCUGGGCAGAGAAGCAGUGUAGCAUUAUCAAGAGUGGUGUAUUCAAAGGGUGUCACAGCAAGGUGGACCCCACGGUCUUCUAUGAGGCCUGUGUGCAUGACUCCUGCUCCUGUGACACGGGAGGUGACUGUGAGUGUUUCUGUUCUGCUGUGGCCUCCUACGCUCAGGAGUGCACCAAGGCAGAGGCCUGUGUGUUCUGGAGGACGCCGGACCUGUGCCCCGUAUUCUGUGAUUACUACAACCCCCCAGAUGAGUGUGAAUGGCACUACGAACCAUGUGGGAACCGCACCUUUGAGACCUGUAGGACCAUCAAUGGCAUCCACUCCAACAUCUCUGUGUCCUACCUGGAGGGUUGCUACCCUCGGUGCCCUAAGGACAGGCCCAUCUAUGAUGAGGACCUGAAGAGAUGUGUGACUGAGGACAAGUGUGGCUGCUAUAUUGAGGACACUCGCUACCUGCCCAAUGCAUCUGUUCCCACUAAGGAGAUCUGCAAGUCUUGUAUAUGCACCAACACCUCAGAAAUCAUCUGCCAUCCAGAUGAAGGGAAGAUUCUUAACCAGACCCAGGAUGGUAUCUUCUGCUACUGGGAGUUCUGCGGCUCCAAUGGGACAGUGGAGAAACACUUCAAUAUUUGUGCCUCCUCCACGCCACCCCCAUCCACCCUGACAAGCUUCACCACAAUCUCCACCCCUACCCCCAUCUCCACCACCACCACCACAACCACCAUCACUGCCACUACUGUCACUGCCACCGCCAGUACUGCCACGGCCACCGCCAGUACCCCCACGGCCACCGCCAGUACUGCCACUGCCACUACCACAGUCACGAUGACCACUACUAAUGUAUCAUGCUGCUACUGGUCUGACUGGAUCAACAACAACAGUCCUAGCGAUAGCAGUGAUGGUGGUGAACGAGAGACCUUCGACAGUGUCUGUAGUGCUCCUGAGGACAUUGAGUGCAGGUCAGCCACAGAGCCCAAACUCAGCUUGGAGGAGCUGGGCCAGAAGGUACAGUGUAAUGUCUCAGUUGGGUUCGUUUGCCAUAAUGAAGACCAGUAUGGAAAUGGAGACGAAGUAUUUGGACGUUGUUAUGACUAUGAGAUACGAGUCUACUGUUGCUAUUCAGAGGAGCACUGUACUACUCCAACCACCUCACCUGCAACUUCACCAACUCUAUCUACCUCUUCCCCAACCACCUCACCUACAACUUCCCCACUGACUUCAUCUAUUACUUCACCAACAACCUCACCUAUCACUUCAACAGUUUCACCAAGUACCUCAACUUCCAUGUCACCAACAAACUUGCCGACCACUACAUCAAUCAUUUCAUCAACCACUUCCCCAACCACUACACCAACCAUCUCAUCUACCACUACACUGAUGACUUCAUUUACCACUUCACAACCAUCUUCAUCAACCACCUCUCCUAGCAGUUCACCAAACCCCUCUGUAACAACUUCACCAACCACUUCACCAGGAACCUCAACCACCACAUCACCAAGCACCAUUACAUCAAUCUUGCCUACUACAUCCACCACCACACGAGAGCCCACUACAUGCAUUGAAGAUUGUAAGUGGACAGGCUGGAAGGAUUCUGGCAAGCCCACCCAUGAUAUAGACAGUGGAGAUUUUGAACUGAUUGGAGAAGCCUGUGAACCAGGCUGGAGAGUAGAAAACAUCUCCUGCAGAGCUGUGAUGUAUUCCAACAAACCACUUGAUCAGCUAGGACAGAAAGUGAUUUGUGACAAAAAGGUUGGGCUAGUGUGCAGAAAUGCAGAACAGGAAAUAGGAGGGUUCAUACCAAUGCCUGUGUGUCUCAACUAUGAGAUCAAUGUUCAGUGCUGUAGUAUAGAAUGUACAACAACCACACAAACUUCAACCACCACUAGAGUGACUUCUAUCCCAACAUCUACAAGCACGGUGACUCCAACCACACCUUCAACCACCACAGAGACCUCAACUGCAACAACUACCACACAGACCACAACACCAAUACCCCACACAAGUACCUCAAUUCCAACAUCUACUACCACACAAACCACAACACCAACACCCUAUACAAGCACCUCAACAUCAACAUCUAUCACCACAGAGACCACAACACCAACACCCUCCCCAAGCACCUCCACCUCAACAUCUACUACCACACAGACACCAAUCACAACCCCCACCACCACCACAGUGACUCCAACUGCAACAACUACCACCACAGAGACCUCAACAUCUACCACUACACAGACCACAACACCAACACCCUCCCCAAGCACCUCCACCUCAACAUCUAUCACCACGCAGACACCUAGUCCAAAGCCAACUACUACAAUGACUCCAACCCCAACACCUACACCCACAGAGACCUCAACUUCCACAUCUACUAUCACAGACACCACAACACCAACUCCCUCCCCAAGCAGCUCCACCUCAACAUCUACUACCACACAGACACCUAGUCCAAUCCCAAGUACUACAGUGACUCCAACUCCAACACCUUCCACCACAGAGAUCUCAACCUCAACAUCUACUACCACACAGACACCAAUCACAACCCCCAUCACCACAGUGACUCCAACACCAACUGCUACCACCACAGAGACCUCAACUUCAACACCCCACACAAGCACCUCCACCCAAACAUCUACCACCACACAGACCACAACACCAACACCCUCCCCAAGCACCUCCACCUCAACAUCUAUCACCACACAGACACCAAGUCCAACCCCAAGUACCACAGUGACUCCAACUCCAACACCUUCCACCACAGAGACCUCACCCUCAACAUCUACCACCACCCAGACCACAACACCAACACCCUCCCCAAGCACCUCCACCUCAACAUCUACUACCACACAGACACCAAGUCCAACCCCAAGUACCACAGUGACUCCAACUCCAACACCUUCCACCACAGAGACCUCACCCUCAACAUCUACCACCACCCAGACCACAGCACCAACACCCUCUCCAAGCACCUCCACCUCAACAUCUAUCACCACACAGACACCAAUCACAACCCCCACCACCAUAGUAACUCCAACACCAACUGCUACCACUACAGUGACUUCAACACCUACCACUACACAGACCACAACACCAACACCCUCCCCAAGCACCUCCACCUCAACAUCUACUACCACACAUACACCUACUCCAACCCCCUCUACUACAGUGACUCCAACCCCAACACCUACCACCACAGAGACCUCAACCUCCACAUCUACUAUCACAGAGACCACAACACCAACACCCUCCCCAAGCACCUCCACCUCAACAUCUACUACCACACAGACACCAAUCACAACACCCACCACCACAGUGACUCCAACACCAACUGCUACCACCACAGAGACCUCAACACCUACCACUACACAGACCACAACACCAACACCCUCCCCAAGCACCUCCACCUCAACAUCUAUCACCACACAGACACCUAGUCCAUCUCCCUCUACUACAGUGACUCCAAUCCCAACACCUAUCACCACAGAGACCUCAACUUCCACAUCUACUAUCACAGAGACCACAACACCAACACCCUCCCCAAGCACCUCCACCUCAACAUCUACUACCACACAGACAUCAAGUCCAACCCCAAGUACCACAGUGACUCCAACUCCAACACCUUCCACCACAGAGACCUCACCCUCAACAUCUACCACCACCCAGACCACAACACCAACACCCUCCCCAAGCACUUCCACCUCAACAUCUAUCACCACACAGACACCAAUCACAACUCCCACUACCACAGUGACUCCAACUGCAACAACUACCACCACAGAGACCUCAACCUCAACAUCCACCACCACACAGACACCAAGUCCAACUCCAAGUACCACAGUGACUUCAACAUCAACAUCUACCACCACAGAGACCACAACACCAACGCCCUCCCCAAGCACCUCCACCUCAACAUCUACUACCACACAGACAUCAAUCAAAACCCCCACCACCAUAGUAACUCCAACACCAACUGCUACCACUACGGUGACUUCAAUGGCAACACCUACCACCACAGAGACCACAACACCAACACCCUCCCCAAGCACCUCCACCUCAACAUCUACUACCACACAUACACCUACUCCAACCCCCUCUACUACAGUGACUCCAACCCCAACACCUACCAUCACAGAGACCUCAACCUCCACAUCUACUAUCACAGAGACCACAACACCAACACCCUCCCCAAUCACCUCCACCUCAGCAUCUACUACCACACAGACACCAAUCACAACCCCUACCACCACAGUGACUCCAACACCAACUGCUACCACCACAGAGACCUCAACACCUACCACUACACAGACCACAACACCAACACCCUCCCCAAGCACCUCCACCUCAACAUCUAUCACCACACAGACACCUAGUCCAACUCCCUCUACUACAGUGACUCCAACCCCAACACCUACCACCACAGAGACCUCAAUUUCCACAUCUACUAUCACAGAGACCACAACACCAACACCCUCCCCAAGCACCUCCACCUCAACAUCUACUACCACACAGACACCAAGUCCAACCCCAAGUACCACAGUGACUCCAACUCCAACACCUUCCACCACAGAGACAUCAACAUCAACAUCUACCACCACCCAGACACCUAGACCAACACCAAAUACCACAAUGACUCCAACCCCAACAGCUACCACCACAGAAACUUCAACCUCAACAUCUACCACCACACAAACCACAACACCAACACCCUCCCCAAGUACCUCCACCUCAACAUCUACCACUACACAGACACCAAGUCCAACCCCAAGUACCACAGUGACUCCAACUCCAACACCUUCCACCACAGAGACCUCACCCUCAACAUCUACCACCACCCAGACCACAGCACCAACACCCUCCCCAAGCACCUCCACCUCAACAUCUAUCACCACACAGACACCAAUCACAACUCCCACUACCACAGUGACUCCAACUGCAACAACUACCACCACAGAGACCUCAACUUCAACAUCCACCACCACACAGACACCAAGUCCAACUCCAAGUACCACAGUGACUUCAACAUCAACAUCUACCACCACAGAGACCACAACACCAACGCCCUUCCCAAGCACCUCCACCUCAACAUCUAUCACCACACAGACACCAAUCACAACACCCACCACCAUAGUAACUCCAACACCAACUGCUACUACUACGGUGACUUCAACGGCAACACCUACCACCACAGAGACCACAACACCAACACCCUCCCCAAGCACCUCCACCUCAACAUCUACUACCACACAUACACCUACUCCAACCCCCUCUACUACAGUGACUCCAACCCCAACACCUACCACCACAGAGACCUCAACCUCCACAUCUACUAUCACAGAGACCACAGCACCAACACCCUCCCCAAGCACCUCCACCUUAACAUCUACUACCACACAGACACCAAUCACAACACCCACCACCACAGUGACUCCAACACCAACUGCUACCACCACAGAGACCUCAACACCUACCACUACACAGACCACAACACCAACACCCUCCCCAAGCACCUCCACCUCAACAUCUAUCACCACACAGACACCUAGUCCAACUCCUUCUACUACAGUGACUCCAAUCCCAACACCUAUCACCACAGAGACCUCAACUUCCACAUCUACUAUCACAGAAACCACAACACCAACACCCUCCCCAAGCAGCUCCACCUCAACAUCUCAUACCACACAGACACCAAUCACAACCCCCACUACCACAGUGACUCCAACACCAACUCCUACCACCACAGAGACCUCAACAUCUACCACUACACAGACCACAACACCAACACCCUCCCCAAGCACCUCCAUCUCAACAUCUACUACCACACAGACACCAAUCACAACCCCCACCACCACAGUGACUCCAACACCAACUGCUACCACCACAGAGACCUCAACACCUACCACUACACAGACCACAACACCAACACCCUCCCCAAGCACCUCCACCUCAACAUCUACUACCACACAGACACCUAGUCCAAAUCCAAGUACCACAGUGACUCCAACUCCAAUACCUUCCACCACAGAGACCUCACCCUCAACAUCUACCACCACCCAGACCACAACACCAACACCCUCUCCAAGCACCUCCACCUCAACAUCCACUACCACACAGACACCUAGUCCAACUCCCUCUACUACAGUGACUCCAACCCCAACACCUACCACCACAGAGACCUCAACUUCCACAUCUACUAUCACAGAGACCACAACACCAACACCCUCCCCAAGCACCUCCACCUCAACAUCUACUACCACACAGACACCAAUCACAACCCCCACCACCACAGUGACUCCAACACCAACUGCUACCACCACAGAGACCUCAACACCUACCACUACACAGACCACAACACCAACACCCUCCCCAAGCACCUCCACCUCAACAUCUACUACCACACAGACACCUAGUCCAACUCCAAGUACCACAGUGACUCCAACUCCAAUACCUUCCACCACAGAGACCUCAAAUUCCACAUCUACUAUCACAGAGACCACAACACCAACACCCUCCCCAAGCACCUCCACCUCAACAUCUACUACCACACAGACACCAAUCACAACCCCCACUACCACAGUGACUCCAACACCAACUGCUACCAACACAGAGACCUCAACAUCUACCACUACACAGACCACAACACCAACACCCUCCCCAAGCACCUCUACCUCAACAUCUACUACCACACAGACACCUAGUCCAACACCCUCUACUACAGUGACUCCAACCCCAACGCCUACCACCACAGAGACCUCAACUUCCACAUCUACUACCACACAGACACCUAGUCCAACCCCAAGUACCACAGUGACUCCAACUCCAACACCUUCCACCACAGAGACCUCACCCUCAACAUCUACCACCACCCAGACCACAACACCAACACCCUCCCCAAGCACCUUCACCUCAACAUCUGCUACCACACAGACACCAAUCACAACACCCACCACCAUAGUAACUCCAACACCAAAUGUUACCACUACAGUGACUUCAACGGCAACACCUACCACCACAGAGACCACAAUACCAACACCCUCCCCAAGCACCUCCACCUCAACAUCUACUACCACACAGACACCUACUCCAACCCCCUCUACUACAGUGACUCCAACUCCAAUACCUACCACCACAGAGACCUCAACCUCCACAUCUACUAUCACAGAGACCACAACACCAACACCCUCCCCAAUCACCUCCACCUCAACAUCUACUAUCACACAGACACCAAUCACAACCCCCACUACCACAGUUACUCCAACACCAACUGCUACCACCACAGAGACCUCAACAUCUACAACUACACAGACCACAACACCAACACCCUUCCCCAGCAGCUCCACCUCAACAUCUACUACCACUCAGACACCUAGUCCAACCCCAAGUACUACAGUUACUCCAACUCCAACACCUUCCACCACAGAGAUCUCAACCUCAACAUCUACCACCACAGAGACCACAACACCAACACCCUCCCCAAGCACCUCCACCUCAACAUCUACUACCACACAUACACCGAUCACAACCCCCACCACCAUAGUAACUCCAACACCAACAACUACCACCACAGAGACCUCAACAUCUACUACCACACAGACACCUAGUCCCACCCCAAGUACUACAGUUACUUCAACUCCAACACCUUCCACCAUUGAGAUCUCAACUUCAACAUCUACCACCACAGAGACCACAACACCAACACCCUCCCCAAGCACCUCCACCUCAACAUCUACUACCACACAGACACCAAUCACAACCCCCACCACUAUAGUAACUCCAACACCAACAUCUACCACCACAGAGACCUCAACAUCUUCUACCACACAGACACCUAGUCCAACCCCAAGUACUACAGUUACUCCAACUCCAACACCUUCCACCACAGAAAUCUCAACCUCAACAUCUAGCACCACAGAGACCACAACACCAACACCCUCCCCAAGCACUUCCUCCACAACAUCUACUACCACACAGACACCAAUCACAACCCCCACUACCACAGUUACUCCAACACCAACUGCUACCACCACAGAGACCUCAACUUCAACACCCCACACAAGCACCUCCACUCAAACAUCUACUACCACACAGACACCAAUCACAACCCCCACCACCACAGUGACUCCAACUCCAAUACCUUCCACCACAGAGACCUCACCCUCAACAUCUACCACCACCCAGACCACAACACCAACACCUUCCCCAAGCACCUCCACCUCAACAUCUAUCACCACACAGACACCUAGUCCAACUCCCUCUACUACAGUGACUCCAACCCCAACACCUACCACCACAGAGACCUCAACUUCCACAUCUACUAUCACAGAGACCACAACACCAACACCCUCCCCAAGCACCUCCACCUCAACAUCUACUACCACACAGACACCAAGCCCAACCCCCACUACCACAGUCACUCCAACUCCAACUCCUACCAUCACAGAGACACCAAAUCCAGCCUCAACUACCACACCAAAACCACCCUCGUCCUCUACUGUGACUACUACUACCACCACACAUUACACAACCCCAACAGCCACUGUCAUAAUCACAGAGACUCCAACCCCUUCUCCCCCCCCUUCAGAAACCCCAACUACACCCUCUACCUCUACUGAAAGCACAACCCCAACAUCUUCUACUAGCCAAACCCCAACCCCCAAACCCACCACAACCAAAGAGAUCUCUACUUCUACAAACACAGUACCUACUACAGGACCAACUUCUUCCAAACCUCCAACCAAGCCAUCGACGCCUGUGACCACUGUGUCCACUUCUCCCCCACCCUCGGAGCCCAUCACCCUUCCAAGCACCCCUGUAACUACCAUAGCAACAUCUAGCACACCUUCAUCACCUGGAACAACAUCACCGUUCAUCACUUCUUCAGUGGGCAGCACACCCUCUUCACCUCCAGGAUCAACACCAGGACCUACCACAACUCUUGGUGUGUCUACCUCCUCAAAGACCACAACAAUGCCAACUUCAACCACCACCAGACCACCCUCCACGUCCACUCCUACACCCCCCACUGUGCCAGUGUCCACCACGGAAACCGUCACCCAGACAAGGCUCUCAUCAACCACACCAACUACUUUGGAGACCACCAGGACCUCCUCUUGGGGGACAGUCUCAGUCUCCCCAAUCACCUCUCCCAGCACUGCCUGGACCAACACUGACACCGUGGUUAUCUGCUGUGUUUUGAAUGGAACAUUCUAUGGCCCAGGUGAACUGGUCUACAACAAUACCCUUGGGGACACUUGUUAUUAUGUGAACUGCUCUUUGGAUUGCAAAGUCCAGUUCUUCAAUUGGUCCUGUCCAUCUACUCCCUCAACUUCUACACCCUCAACACCAACAUCCCCUCUGACGACCACACCUUCCACACCAUCUACCACGUCUUCCAAGUCGACACCCUCCACGCCAAAAUCCACAUCAUCCAAGUCAACAACUGGCACUCCAACCACAACCUCCAUCUUUGAGUGCCAAGACUUUGAUCCUCCUAGACAGGUGAAUGAGACCUGGUGGCUGUGUAACUGUACCAUGGCCAUUUGCAAAUAUGACAACGUAGUAGAGAUUGUGGAAAAGGAGUGCAACCCCCCACCCAUGCCCACCUGUUCCAAUGGCCUCAAGCCCGUGCGCGUCACUGAUCCUGAUGGCUGCUGCUGGCACUGGGAGUGUGACUGCUACUGUACCGGCUGGGGAGACCCGCACUUUGUCACCUUUGAUGGGCUCUACUACAGUUACCAGGGUAACUGUACCUACGUGCUGGUGGAGGAGAUUAUCUCCAAGGUGGACAACUUUGGGGUCUACAUUGACAACUACCAUUGUGAUGUCAAUGACCAAGUGUCCUGCCCCCGCACACUAAUUGUGCGCCAUGAGACCCAGGAAGUGCAAAUCAAGACUGUGCACUUGAUGCCUAUUGAGGUGCAGGUGCAAGUGAACAAGCAGGUAGUGGCUCUGCCCUACAAGAAGUAUGGGCUGCAGGUAUACGAAUCUGGCAUCAACUUUAUGGUGGACAUCCCCGAGCUGGGUGCCCAGAUCUCCUACAACGGUCUGUCUUUCUCCAUCCGGCUGCCCUACCGCAUGUUUGGCAACAACACAAAGGGCCAGUGUGGUACCUGUACCAACAAUACUGCCGACGACUGUAUCCUACCCAGCGGGGAGAUCAUCUCCGACUGUGAAGUUGCGGCUGACCAGUGGUUGGUGAUUGACCCCUCCAAGCCACACUGUCCUCACAGUGACUUCACCACCAAGCGCCCAGCCAUCACGACACCAGGGCUCUUGCCCAAGAACUGCACUGCGUCUCCUAUCUGCCAGCUCAUCAAGGACAGCCUGUUUUCCGAGUGCCACCCCUUCGUGCCUCCCAAGCACUACUAUGAAGCCUGCCUGUUUGAUAGCUGCUUUGUGCCUGGCUCUGGUAUGGAGUGUGCCAGUGUACAGGCCUAUGCAGCCCUCUGUGCCAAGGAAGGUGCCUGCAUUGACUGGCGGAACCAUACCCAGGGGGCCUGCUCUGUGGAGUGUCCAUCUCACAGGGCGUACCAGGCCUGUGGCCCUGCAGAAGAACCCACUUGCCAGUCCAGCCCUUCCCAGAAUUCCACACUCUUGGUGGAAGGCUGCUUCUGUCCUGAAGGCACCACCAAGUUUGCCCCUGGCUAUGAUGUCUGUGUGAAGACUUGUGGCUGUGUGGGACCCGACUAUGUCCCCAGAGAGUUUGGAGAACAAUUUGAGUUUGACUGCAAGGACUGUGUUUGCCUAGAGGGUGGAAGUGGCAUUGUCUGCCAGGCCAAGAAAUGUGCUGGGGAGACCCAGACCACAUGCGAGGAGGAUGGCACCUACCUUGUCGAGGAGGUCAACCCAGAUGACAAGUGCUGCAACAUUACUUCAUGCAAAUGCGACACCAAAUUGUGCAAAGCAGAACGCCCCUCAUGCUUGCUGGGAUUUGAAGCGAAGAGCCAGCAUGUGCCUGGAAAAUGCUGUCCAGUUUACUCCUGUGAACCCAAGGGUGUGUGUGUGCACCAGAAUGCUGAAUACCAGCCUGGAUCUCCAGUGCAUUCCACCAAGUGCCAGGACUGUGUAUGCACCGACACCAUGGACAACGACACUCAGGUCAACAUCAUCUCCUGUACCCAUGUGCCCUGCAACAUCUCCUGCAGCUCCGGCUUUGAACUUGUGGAGGUCCCUGGGGAGUGCUGCAGGAAGUGCCAGCAGACCCACUGCAUCAUCGAGGGGCCCAACCAGCAGUACCUCAUCCUGAAGCCUGGGGACAUAGAGAAAAACCCCAGUGACAAGUGCACCUUCUUCAGCUGCAUAAAAAUCAACAACCAGCUCAUCUCCUCUGUCUCCAACAUCACCUGCCCGGACUUCAACCCCAGUGAUUGUGUUCCGGGCUCCAUCACGUACAUGCCUAAUGGCUGCUGUCAGACAUGCAUCCCUAAAAACCAUACCGCAGCCCCUUGCUCUGUCACCCCUGUCCUGAAGGAGAUUUCCCACAAUGGCUGCACCAAGAAUGUCUCCAUGAACUACUGUUCCGGCUCCUGCGGGACCUUUGCCAUGUACUCUGCCCAGUUCCAGGAUCUGGAUCACAAAUGUUCUUGCUGCAAGGAAGAAAGGACCAGCCAGCGCCAGGUGACCCUGGAAUGUCCAGACGGCAGUGAGCUGAGCCAUACCUACACACACAUUGAGAGCUGUCUGUGCCAGGACACCGUCUGUGGGCUCCCGCAGACCCAGCGAGUCCGGCGUUCCAGUCCCCGAUUUCUGGGAAGGAAGUGAAUGGGUUCUACUGUACACAUCCCUUCCCAUCCUGUACCAUCCUGCUGACUCUCUGAGCUUCCUCCACUUCAGCUUGGCUUCUUCUCUGCAGAUAUUUAUUUUCAGAGUUUCUGUUCCAUUCUUUGCUUUCUGAUAAUAAACUCAGGCAUAGCCAC